AAAUCCAAACUCAAAUUGCAACACCCAAAACCAAGUUACGUACAUGUCAUUUUUUGAUUUUUUUUGAACUCAGAAGACAACCCUUGGGUUCACCGUAAAACAGAUGUUAAAACUUCUAUUCCGGUUGUCAAGCAGCCGUAGAACCCUCUGGAAUGAAUUGAAUUAACUUAUAUUCAAUUUGUAUAAUACUACUGUAUUGAAUCUCUGUAGAUCUGGCCAUCCAUAUUGGAAAAACCAAAAAGCAAGACUCCCAUCCUUAUUAUGUUUUUGACUAGACCUGUGUAAAUUUUUCAUAGAAAUGCUCAUAAUCAAGAAAAUAAUUCAGAGCCUUUCGUAUUGCUGAUUUGAAAUCGGAAAUGAUGCGUAGUACUAUUGCAAAUUUUAAGGAAAAUCUUUCACGGAUUGCUUUAGAAGUUAAGGAUACUGCAGAGGAGCUUGAAUUAUUAGGAGGAGAAGAACGCAAGCAUCCUGAUGGACCGAGGCAGGAACACAAUCUUCAUCUUUCUAAUGGGAUGGAUCACAAUGUCAAAGCUGAGCUUGAUUGGUACAAGGGAGAAAUUCAGAGGCUUCAAAAUUCUGAAGCUGAAAUUCAGGCAAUGUCUGUCAAUUAUGCAUCCAUUUUAAAGGAGCGAGAGGAAGAGCUGUCUAGGUUGCAUCAGGAGAAUGAAAAGUUGAAGAAAACAAUGGUGGGGGUUUCUGCAGGACACAUGCUACCUAAUGGGGAUGAUAGAAGACAUAUGGAAAUUACAGAUGCUUCCAAGGUUGGAGACAGUUCAUCUAAUGGGAUGGAUGUGCCACAGGGACAAAUUGACAUCCCAGCAACCAGGCAACAGAGGUAUGGGAAUGCCUCUCGUAGUCAAAACAGCCAAGGCAUUUUACGUGUUCAUGGUAAACACGCAAAUACUGGUGCAGUUUUGAAAUGGGAUGUGGCAAGUAAUGGAAAUUCAUCACCACCAGAGUUAGAGGGGCGACAAAAGCAAAUGGAAUUGAAAAUCAAGAAAUUACAAGAACGGGAAAAGGAGCUUUUAAAUUUGCUUCAAGAAGCAAAACAGACUGCAGUGUCAGAGAAAGCUGAAAAUGAAAAAUUAUUGGCUGAAAUGAGUAAACUGAAGGAAUUGCGGGAAAAAGAGCUAAUUGAUUCAGCAAAUGCAAAGUUGCAACUUCAGAAGGAACAAGAGUUGAUUGAAAUUGCUCAGAAGGAAUGCAGUGUUUUAAAUGCAGAGAAGGAAGGGAUGUUGAUGGAGAUGACAGAGCUAAAAAGAAACCUAAAUGAGAAGAAUGCAGAUAUGAGUAAGCUGCAAGCAGAUCUUAGUAAGAGGAAUGUGAUGCUGUCAAAUGAACACAUUGAAAAAUUACAAAGGACGAUUGCCACACUUGAAAAGCAGAAUACUGGUCUUAAGACAGAGAAGGAUAGUCUAAUUAAUGUCCUGAAAGGCCAGAAACAACAAUUUAUCCAUACCAAACAAGGCGAUUCUUCACAUACUACAUCUGAUAAACAACUCAGAGAUGGAAAUCAGCAGGUUCAACUAUCACUUGAAAAUCUGGGAAGCCUGGAAGAAGCUAAUAGGUUGCAGAAAUUAGAGUUUGAACGUAAUUUGAAGGAGGUUUGCAAUGAAAGGGACAAAGCAUUGCGUGAUUUGGCCAGACUCAAGCAACAUCUCUUGGAUAAGGAGUUAGAAGAUUCAGAGAAAAUGGAUGAAGAUAGUGAACGCAUAGCAGAUCUUCAGAGGCUAGUAGAUGGUAGAAAUGCUCGCAUAAUGCAAUUGGAGAGAUCUCUUGCACAUGCAAUUGCAAGUCAGGAUGAAAUUAAAAUGAGCAAUAGUGAUGAAUUGCGGAAGGCAAAUGAAAUUAUCAGUGACUUAAGGCAAAAAUUUGAGGUUUGUGUCAGUGCUCUAGAAUCAAAAAAUGUUGAAGUUCAGAAUCUUCAGACUGUUCUUGGGCAAUACUAUGCAGAGAGUGAAGUAAAGGAUCGAGUUUUUGGUGAGUUAGCUGCUGCAAGAGAAGAGAUCAACAAACUGUCUGAAAACUUAAAGACAGCAUAUCACAUGAUUGAGAUAAAGAACAAAGAAAAAGAUGAAAUUUUGGAUAAGUUGUCAGUAGCUGAAAGGCAAUAUUCAGAAGGCCAGCAGAGAGCCCAGAAAUUAGAAGAAGAAAUUUUGAGGCUACGCCGUGCUUUGGAGCAGAGCAUGACUCGGUUGAACAGGAUGUCUAUAGAUUCAGACUAUUUUGUUGACAGGCGCAUUGUGAUAAAAUUACUUGUAACAUAUUUCCAACGACAGCAUAGCAAAGAGGUUCUAGAUCUGAUGGUACGUAUGCUUGGCUUCUCUGAAGAAGAUAAGCAAAGGAUAGGUCUUGCUCAACAAGGAGCUAGCAAAGGUGUUGUUCGAGGUGUUCUGGGUUUUCCUGGGCGCCUUGUUGGUGGCAUCAUGGGAAGUGGCUCAACUCAAACUUCACCUCCAGUACCAUCUGACAACCAGUCUUUUGCAGAUCUUUGGGUUGAUUUUCUUCUUAAGGAAUCAGAAGAGAGAGAAAGAAGAGAGAAUGCAGAAACACAGGAUAAAGCUGGAGUCUCUAAGCAGGGUCAAGAGAUUGUAUCUGGUGGUUCAAGAGCUCUGACUGCUUCAGAAACAAGUACAAGUUUAUCUGUCAGAGGUGAUGUCACUUUAAAAUCUCCUUUUAGUUCACAGGAAACAGUACAUUCAACAGGUGGGUUUUCAGACAUUCCAAUAACGUACUCAUCUACUGAGCAGCCCUUGAGGACACAGAUUUCAAGAGAAAGUCGGUGGUCUGAUCCUGCUGACACAGAAUUUUCAACAGUUCCUUUAAAUUCCGCUGUUUCUCCCACACUUCCAAACAGUAUACGACACUCAAGGAUGAUGCCUAGGCCUUGAGCUUGCCAUUGUAUUGUAAUGGAAAAUGAUUUCUUGUACAAGGUAAUUAGUAUAUACCACGCUGCCUGAUUUAUUAGUUAUUGAAUCUCUAAGAUAUUUGAAUCUUUUGGAGGAUGUUAUUUGCUGUUAAAAGCUGGUACCACAAAAAUUUCACUAGUGCUCCAAUGUGUUCCAAUUAACUUAUUUUUAAAGUUGGCAGAGUAUUUGCAGGAGAAUAAGUAAGGAUACAGUGUAGAGAUUCUUUUAGGCUACAGGGUUAUUUGGCAAUUUUGUGCAUAGGCUUGGACAAUACUGUGGCCUCAAAUAUCUUUGUAAUUGUUUCUAUGAUGGAUUCUUUCUCUCACGGAAUGUGAUGAAUUAUAGUUGUUCCUAUGAACUGAUUGUCAGUUACUUUUUACCUUAGUCAAGGAAAUAUACAAUGGUUAUUUUCCUUUAGGACGGUUCUUCUUUCAGAAGAUGAUGAGGCCAGGAUGAUCGAUUUUUUCCUACCUGGUGUACAGUCUUCAAGAGCACAGAUGUGAAAAGAAUUCUUACUGAUGUUCUUAUACUACACAUCAUUCAAGGCAGUUAUUCAAUUCAAGGUUCCAUUACGAAGGUUGCCACUUCGGAUGGCCACCUGUGCUGCACUUUUGAUGCAUAAAGGAAAGUAUUAAGUAAUGAUCAGGAUGGCUACAAGCACGAUUUCCCUGGCAUCAAUGUAUUAUCACAUGCAACCCCACUGUAUAGCUCACUUAAUAAAAGCUACCAUUCAAGGCACAUGAUAAUCGAUUCAAAUUUGUAUCUACAUGCAUUUAGUUCUCAUUGAAAGAUCUCAGGGAAGUACAAUGUAUUAUGCUGCUCCUCUUGCUUUUGAAAAUGAUUUCAAAAUAUUAAUCUUA
Messenger RNA from Cryptomeria japonica (Japanese cedar), 3769 nucleotides. Its product is annotated as golgin candidate 4. Gene Ontology annotation, molecular function: small GTPase binding. NCBI's taxonomy places the organism in Eukaryota, Viridiplantae, Streptophyta, Pinopsida, Cupressales, Cupressaceae. The transcript has 16 exons. Gene Ontology annotation, cellular component: Golgi apparatus. The record is from RefSeq and is a predicted model, not a curated record. Gene Ontology annotation, biological process: Golgi organization; endoplasmic reticulum to Golgi vesicle-mediated transport. Bases 357 to 2891 code for a protein of 844 amino acids.